Messenger RNA from Alosa sapidissima (American shad), 3226 nucleotides. RefSeq names its product zinc finger protein 513a (gene znf513a). The record is from RefSeq and is a predicted model, not a curated record. Gene Ontology annotation, molecular function: DNA-binding transcription factor activity; RNA polymerase II cis-regulatory region sequence-specific DNA binding. NCBI's taxonomy places the organism in Eukaryota, Metazoa, Chordata, Actinopteri, Clupeiformes, Clupeidae. Gene Ontology annotation, biological process: regulation of transcription by RNA polymerase II. The transcript has 5 exons. The coding region runs from base 342 to 2294 and encodes 650 amino acids.
CAUAGCGGAAGAGAAUGUAUACAAUAGCAAUCUAAAAAUCAAUUAAGUUAUGAAAAAAAGCCCAUUAAUUGCCUUUCUUUGUGGCCGAUGUUGUUAUGGAAUGGCGGAUAGCUAGCAUUUCAAGAUUUAUGGCUAGCAAGCAAGCAAGCUAACUCCAGGCUAUUCGUGUUUUGGAUGUCAUUCGAUUUUGCAACACCUCUGUCCUAUGGGGUUGUUGACAUUCCUGUGCAAGCGACUCUAAAACGUGUUUAUUCACACAAACCCGUGCCUUUAAAUUUAGUAAAGAUGUCAAAUUGCUAACAAUGAGCUGAUAGAUACAUGAGGCAUCGUGAAGCAGGUGCAUGACCAGAGAGGCUGACUGGAAGAUGCCAAGAAGAAAACAGCAGAAUCCACAACCUGUAAAGUUGGAUUCUGAAGAUGAUAUAGGACUUGAAACAGCAGCAAGCCUCACCUUUGAGAGUGAUCUCAUCCUGGGACAAGAUCUUGAUUUUACAAACUCAGACAAUGAUGGAAAAGGCAUAGGGCUGGAUAGAUACACAGCUGACCUGGGCUUGCCCGUGUUCUCCCUGGCCGACGAGGAAAGCUCCUCCUACAGCCGCCUGAGCAUGGAGAGCGACACCGAAGAGCCUCGCAGCGAACGUGACGCACUCACCACCUCCGCCGCCAACGCAUCUGCCUCCACGACCCCCUCCUCCGAGUCGGCCUUCCCCUCCUACCUGGCCUGCAGGGCCUGCGGACGGCUGUCGGAGGACCCCUUAGGGACCGGCCUGGACCUUGUGGGCCCCUACUGCCUACACUGCUGCAAGGCUGGGAGCCUGGGAGUAAGAGAGGGGCCCGGGGGUUACCGGAGGGCCGCUGGGGGUCCCGCCGCCUCGAGGUCGGAGGCGGCAGCGGAAGGGCUGAUGGACAGGGAGGGGCUGGGGUUGGUCGCCGGCGACGACGGCUCGCUGCUGAAGCUGCACUCGUGCCACCUGUGCGGCUUCUCGUCGCGCUACGCCAACCACGUCAAGCGGCACAUGAAGACGCACAAUGGCGAGAAGCCGUACCGCUGCCCGCUGUGCACGUACGCCUCGGCACAGCUGGUCAAUUUGCAGCGACACCUGCGCAUCCACACCGGCGAAAAGCCCUACAAGUGCCAGAGCUGCACCUUUGCCUGCAGCUCCCUCGGCAACCUCAAGAGGCACCAGCGUAUGCACUCCGCCACUGGGGGUGCCACAGUCACCGCUGGCAUGGUCGCGCCACCUGCUUCUUCUUCUGCUGCUGCUGCUGCACCCAGCCCUGGAGGGCAGCAGCAGGGAGGGGGCGGCCGAGUCACCAGUGGCCCACGGAGGAGUGCCGUCAGUGGGGGACACAGUCUCCGGAGGCCCCUUAGGAGCCACAGAGCCAGGAGGGAGGCAGCUAGGACGAGUAAUAAUGAAAUGGUGUCCCGAAAUGACUUGGCUCAUCUACCUGUGGGUGGAGGCGAUGGCGGUUUCCUACAGGCUUUUGAUGGCCCCAGAGCAGAACCCCAGCAACACCACCAGCACCAGCGUCCGCCUGAUCUCCACUCUCCUCCUCCUCGUCCUCCUCCUCCGCCCGUUCCCCCUCAACAGCCUCAGCCUCCCGCCUCCCUGCCCCCUCUCCUCUUCCCCUUCACCUGCCGCCUGUGCGGCGUCGCCCUGGACGACGAGGACGGUUCCUCGGCCCAGAUCUGCGCCCGCUGCACCCUCGAGCUCCUCACCAAGGACUCGAGCGGGCCGGGCGAACGGUCCGGCGGCGCCAGCGAGCGGGUGUACACGUGCGCGGCGUGCCCCUUCCUCACGCACUACCCCAACCACCUGGCGCGACACAUGAAGACGCACAGCGGCGAGAAGCCGUACAAGUGUCCGCAGUGCGACUACGCCUCGGCGCACUUCGACAACCUCAAGCGGCACCACCGCGUGCACACGGGCGAGAAGCCCUACAAGUGCCACCUGUGCGAAUACGCCUGCGGCAACCUGGCCAACCUCAAGCGGCACCAGCGCGUGCACUCGGGCGCCAAGCCCUUCCAGUGCGCACUGUGCAGCUACAGCUGCAACCAGAGCAUGAACCUCAAGCGCCACAUGCUGCGCCACACCGGCGAGAAGCCGCACAAGUGCCAGGAGUGCGGCUACACCACGGGCCACUGGGACAACUACAAGCGGCACCAGAAGAAGCACGGGCUGGCCGCCGACGGCUGGGUCAAGGUGCAGCUGCCCGGGGGCGAGGAAGGCGAGGAGGACGAGGAAGAGGAGGAGGAGAUGAUGGUCGAGGAAGAGGAAGGGGAGGUGGUGUAGGCAUACUGAACUGAUGGAUGGUGGCAGAGGUGGGGAUUUGGGGUGGUGUGGAGCGAUGAGAGGGGGGUGAGAGUUGGAAGAGAGAUGAGUAUGGGAAUGAACAGAUUUAAUGCAAUGAACAGAACAAACUGAUUUAAUAAAUGCGGUUGCCUAUGAGGUGAUUGCACUUUUGAGUGAAAUCGCUUGAGGAAAGGGAAGAAAUAACUUGAGCUGUGAAACAGUUGUAUAGUGAGAUUUCAGAUUGUUUUCAAAGGGAAAAAAAAAAUCUACCAGCAUAACCUUGGAUGGUGUUUCUUGGUGUUUGUUGUUCUUGUUUUUUUUCUUUUACCAUCGUGAGUGUGUGUCUCCUUCAAUCAUCCAUUGGCUGCUAUGUUGACCAAUUGUGCACAACUUAUUUUUAAAAUAUAAACUUUGUACACCAACUGGAAUGUUCUGUUGCCUUGGCGAUGAAGAGAACCUGUGUGGAGUGGAGGGGAGUGUCUGCCUUGUGUCUCUGCUUGACAGAACAUUCACUGCACACACACCCCCUUUGAGUCCUGUUUGCCAAACAUGCCACUGACACUAAACUGAAUGCUCCACGCACUGAUGUCCUUAUCCUGGCCUGCCUUGGUUCUGCAUUCACUUCUAGGAAAGGUAACACGUGCAGAAUAUUAUGGGAUGCAGGCAACACUGUGACCUUAUGCCAUAUAUUAUGUCAGACAUUUUAGAAAUGCCAAUCAUGUUUGAUUUUUUUCUCUCUCUCUCUCUCUCUGUCUGUCCGUCCCCCACAAAGUAACGCUCUUAACACAAGUUCUGAACAUUUUAAUUUAAUUUCCUCUUGCGCCACAGGGACUGGUAGUGACGUGGAGGCUGUUGCGUUUUGGCGGUUAGUUGAAUCUUAUAACUGUGAAAUAGCUGAUUUUGUUUUUUGUCUUGUCAAUUUUUUUUGUUGU